UAUAAAAUGAUUUUGUAGCCGAGUCAAUCCAAACCAAUUACUAGCAGUUGGACUUUUUAACAGCCCUCAUUUCAUGCCUAGUUGCACUUGUCUUCUUUAUUGAGCUUCAUUCGUCACCGUCAACUUUUCUUUCAAUCCCACCUUUCUUUUCAAUCCACGUCCACCAAUCUCUCACAAGUCAUCAUCAUUUUCCCCUACAACAACACCCCCCCUCCCCCAACCGGCUCCCGCCAACCGCCUUUUUCUACUCUUUUUCUUCCCAUCCCUCGUCCUUCCCCCUCCGCUUUUUCACGGCCUCUUCUCUCAUCCGCUCUCAAAAUCUUAUUUCACCUUUUAUAACCAUUUUCCUGUUUCUCUUGUACGCCCAAGUUCGCCAUCGAAUUUCACCUGAGCGAUUGGUUGAUCUGCAUAAAUCGAUCAAUCGCUCGUGCAAUAGAUUUUUUUUUUUUUCAGUUCGUCGUAAUUUAUCAGGCUGAUAAGGAAAGGAAGAGACCAAAGGAAAUGGCGGAGGAGCAAAAAUUGCAGGAGCCCGGAAGCCACAGGCUCUGUGCUAACAAUUGCGGUUUUUUCGGCAGCCCCACGACUCUUAACCUCUGUUCCAAGUGCUACAAAGAUCAUUGCCUGAAAGAGCAACAACUGAAAGACGCAAAAUUGGCCGUGGAGAAAACCCUAACGCCGCCGGAGACAUCCUCGGUCUCGCCUCUCCCUUCACCGGAUGUCAAAAUUGAUACUAUUGCUAAUCCUGCAGAGCCGAAGGCGCCGGCGGAGGACACUGUCUCUACAUCGGCAGCUCCAGCCGCAGGCGCGGCAGCGCAGCCGAACCGGUGCGCGAGUUGUAGACGGCGCGUGGGAUUCACGGGCUUCAAGUGCAGGUGCGGAAUCACGUUCUGCGCAUCCCACAGGUACCCCGAGCAACACGGUUGUACUGUUGAUUAUAAGGCUAUGGGAAGAGAGGCUAUCGCCAAGGCCAACCCGGUUGUUAAGGCCGACAAGCUUGAUAAGAUCUGAGCCGUUGGAUGGAGAUUAUUGAUGCGUGCCUGUUUUAUGAUUGUGAAGUACAGGGCGAUCUUUGAUUGCGGGCCCCUUGAUGGUUGAUCGACGGUCGGGAGAUUGUCGGAUGGAAAUGUUUAAUCGAUUCUGGUAGUAGACAGCUAGGUUCAUUCUCAUGUGGUGGAUAUUAGUUGGAGGGAUGGACCAUUUUCAAUUCUCUUGAAAAAUGGGAUUGUCUACUCACUACCAAUAUUAAUUCCCAGCGCCCCCCUCUUCCCCUCCAAAAAAAAAAAAA
Messenger RNA from Coffea eugenioides, 1285 nucleotides. RefSeq names its product zinc finger A20 and AN1 domain-containing stress-associated protein 4-like. The transcript has a single exon. The record is from RefSeq and is a predicted model, not a curated record. Gene Ontology annotation, molecular function: zinc ion binding; DNA binding. Bases 502 to 1008 code for a protein of 168 amino acids. NCBI's taxonomy places the organism in Eukaryota, Viridiplantae, Streptophyta, Magnoliopsida, Gentianales, Rubiaceae.